AUGAUUUCUGCAUUUGGUGAUGAAGCCCCAUCCAAAACCACAAUUUAUCGCUGGUUUGCUGAAUUUCAACGUGGACGCGUUAAGCUCAGUGAUGAUCCCCGUCAAGGUCAUCCAAAAACUGCAGUCAUCCAAGAAAACGUUGAUGCUGCGCGUAAGCUGAUUGAGGAAGAUCAACAUGUGACAUACCGCGAAAUUCAGGCAACUUCAGACAUUGGCAUGAGUCAAAUACAAUUAAUCUUGCAUGAACAAUUAGACCAAAUUCACACUGAGCGGCAAAUAAUACAGAAGAGGGCAGAGAAUAAUCAGCCCCUGUGCCUUGCAAUUGUGGACUAUGAAAAAGCCUUUGACAUUUGGAUUCUUUGCAGCAAAAUUGACUAA
Parnassius mnemosyne (clouded apollo) is the source of this 378-nucleotide messenger RNA. The record is from the annotation of a GenBank genome assembly. NCBI's taxonomy places the organism in Eukaryota, Metazoa, Arthropoda, Insecta, Lepidoptera, Papilionidae.